This is a messenger RNA of Solea senegalensis (Senegalese sole), 3393 nucleotides long. Its product is annotated as SUN domain-containing protein 1-like. NCBI's taxonomy places the organism in Eukaryota, Metazoa, Chordata, Actinopteri, Pleuronectiformes, Soleidae. Gene Ontology annotation, biological process: nuclear envelope organization. Gene Ontology annotation, cellular component: nuclear envelope; meiotic nuclear membrane microtubule tethering complex. Gene Ontology annotation, molecular function: protein-membrane adaptor activity. The record is from RefSeq and is a predicted model, not a curated record. The transcript is spliced from 20 exons. Bases 445 to 3087 code for a protein of 880 amino acids.
CUUCUUAAAUGUGAAUCUCUUGUGCUUUGUUUUAAAGUGAAGGAUUUGAGUUUGUGUAGAACGUCACGUAAAAAUCAAAUGAAAGGAAAAUAGGUGUGAGCUAUGUAUUGAUUUUGGGUUUAGUCAUGAUUAUUGAUCAGAAGUGAAUGUUUUUGUUUUAAAUAUUAAUUUAAAUGAACAGAACAGAUUUAAAAUGUACGACUUUUAUUUUGAAGUUUUUGCUCAUUUGAAAUAUUAGUAGAGAGUGUGAGAACAAAGCUGUAUGUGUUUGUGUGAGAUUAGAGAGAGUGUGUGUGUGUGUGUGUGUAAGUGUGUAAGUGGGCGGAGUCUAAGCGGCUCAAUGACCCACAGCAGGAAGUUGAAGUUAAGCAGGUUUAAGGUGAACUGGAACCAACGCUGCUGCUACACUGUGUGUGUGUGUGUGUGUGUGUUUGGUAAUGUGUGAUGAGUGACGAGGACGUGGAGCUGCAGAGCUGGGGCUGGACUGAUCUCUCCAGUUACUACUCGUCUCUGUUGGACUCAGAGACGGAGCAGCAGCUCGUCUCCGUCCCUCAGACCAGGAUCAUGUCCAGAGUCAGUCUACGGCUCGAUGACGGCCUGUUGGACCGCAGUCUGCCGCACAGCAGCGCCUCCUUCAGUGUGGGAGGAGCCAGCUGGAAGACCAGUAGGUCUCUGAAGUCUCGUCGUUCGCACCAUCUGUCCGUCUCCUGCUCAGAGUCGCUCCUCGUCCCGUCUCCUCUUCCUCCUCGUCAGCGUUCUUCUCAUGUUCUCCACAACACCGGCGUUCCCAGCGUGGCGUCGGACGCGUCGCUGCUGUCGUCGCUGCUCGAUGAGUCGUCGGUUCAGGACGUGACGCUGGUCGACGCCAUGUGGGGUAAAAACUGUGACUCAGCAUUUAUCGUCAGCGAGACUUCAGACUCACGCUGGUCUUCAUCCACAGGUUUAGACCACGACCUCCACCCUAAAGAAAGCACCAUCUUGGCAAACAGCACUCUGAUUGGUUCAGACAUGCAUGCCGUCCCAAACCCAAUACAGACACUGAACAGGGUUUACUGCACAGACUGUGAGCUGGAGCCCGUCCCCAAACACGCCCCCGCUUCCUCCGCCUCCAAACACGCCUCUGCCGCACUGACCGGGACAGGAAGCUGCGAUCGUGGCGAGUCGGAAGUGCCGGUCAUCUACCAUCGAGAACAGAGCCGCAGGCCAAAGAUAGGUGCGAUGGUGUCCGUGUGGGAGGCGGGUGUGGGCGUGAGCAGGUGGGCGGCAGCUUGUUUCAUGUCGCUGCUUGCUCUGAUUCACGUGCAGAUGCAGAAGCGCCACCAUGUGACAGAUGUGCUGCAGCUGUGUGCGAGGAGAGUGCUGACACACACCUGGCAGGUGUGUCUGCGAUUCACCUCCGACCGUCGAGGAGGUAACGACUGGGCUGGACCUGCUCACUGUGGAACCAUGAAGCCUCAGAAGUGUCAUGCCGGCGCAUCUCUGUGGAGGACUCUCUGUGAGGCUUUCAGGUGUUUUGGAAGACGAUGGUGUCAAAUUACGGCCCCUGACUCUGCCCCUCUCCUGCCUCGACUCUUCGUUGUCCUCCUGCUGCUCCUCCUCCUCCUCAGCCUGUAUUGGUUCAGUCCGGUCGGCCUUCAGUCGCUCCUCGCCGUACUGAACGUCACAAGGACGCAGACCUCACAGAGCCCGUCAGCAGAGGGCGCCGUGGAGGAGCCGCCGCUCCACAGUCGACCCAUGCCAUCAGGAGAGGACGAUCCGGAGCGGCUCGUUGGACUGGAGCAGAGUCUGGCGUCUCUGUGGGAGCAUUUUGAGACCAGAGGACAGUGGGCGGAGCAGAGACACGGCGAGGUUCUGCGGCUGUUUGCUGACCUCCAGCGGCAGGUGUCCGUCGCUCAGAGCGGCGAGGAGGAGGAUCUGAGGGCGUGGAUCAGCAGCGUCAGGAGGAGCCUGGAUGAGGAGCGUCAGGUCGAGCAUCAGAAGGCGACGUCUCGUCUGGACAGACUGGAGCAGCAGCUGCUUACGCUCGCGGCUCAAACUGAGGAGCUUCAGAGACGAGAGGCUGUGACGUCAUCGCCUCCUGACGGCAGCAUUGAUGCGGACCAUCCGUCCAACAAUGCUUUGCUUGUGGAGGUCGAGAGGUUGGAGGCGGCUCUGAAGGAAAUGAGGCACAACGUCGACGGUCUGACAGCGUUUAAGGACGACUGUCUGCAAUUUAACGCAAUCCAGCAAACGAUUUCAGCUCGGGUUCAUGACGAGGUCCGUACUCUCAUCUAUGGGAACCAGCUGGCGGCGGUGGGCAUGGCGGACGCUAAACCUCUGCCAGAGUCCCUCCUCCAGUGGCUGUCGCAGCGCUACGUCAGCAGUGCUGACCUGCAGGUGGCGCUGUCCUCUGUGGAGCUCAGCGUCCUGCAGAACAUGGACCUGCGGCUGGAGCAGCGCCGCGGUGAGGAGGCGGUGGCCGGGACCGACCUUCGAACUGCCACUGCCAUAACCAAGGAGGACGUCCACGCGAUCGUGACGAGCGCUCUGCGACGAUUCUCUCAGGACCAGACGGGCCUCGCCGACUACGCUCUGGAGUCCGGAGGGGGCAGCAUCCUGAGCACUCGUUGUUCUGAGACGUACGAGACCAAGGCAGCACUGCUGAGUCUGUUUGGAGUUCCUCUCUGGUAUUUCUCUCAGUCUCCUCGAGCUGUAAUCCAGCCGGACAUUCAACCAGGAAACUGCUGGGCGUUCCAGGGUUCCUCAGGGUUUCUGGUGAUCCGUCUCUCCAUGAGGAUCGUCCCCACUGCCUUCUCUCUGGACCACAUCCCCAAAGUCCUGGCACCGAGCGGAACACUGCGCAGCGCGCCGCGAGACUUCAGCGUUUACGGUCUGGAUGAUGAGCGUCAGGAGAGCGGGAAACUGCUCGGAGUUUACACAUACGAUCCAGACGGAGACGCUCUGCAGACGUACGCCACCACCGAGGAAAAUCAUCAAAGCUUCCAGAUCAUCGAGGUGCGGGUUUUGUCCAACUGGGGACACGAGGACUACACCUGCAUGUAUCGGUUCAGAGUUCACGGGACGCCUGAGGGACGCCUGAGUGACUAACGUUCCUGAGAAACUAUAAAAAACGGCUUCAUUGAUCAAAGUGUGGACAAAUGCACGGUGACUCCGCCCCUUUCUACACCACAUAAUCACAUUAUUUCCCAUGGAAAGAAAUUUGUGUAAAAUUGUGUGUUAAUCUUUUAAUGUGUGUUGUUUUGAGAUGUUUUUCUGUGACAUCGUCACGCUGCGGUUGCUUUAAAGGACAAGUUCGCGUUUUCUCUGACGACUCGCGUUUAACGGUCGUUGCUCGAGUCCUUGAACACAGCAGCAGGUUUUAAAAUGGCUGCUGUCGACGAUAAUGUGACAAAA